CAAAAUAAUCCAAUACAGAUGCAUUUUUCCUCUGUGAUUAUCUAGCGGGCUUUUCGCCAAUUCUUCAAAAUAAUACAUAUUUAAGUCUCUAAAAGUUGAAAGACGAAGAAGAAGAAGAAGAAAAAACAGCUAAGAUUAAAAGGUCUCAAAGUGCUGCUGAGAGACAUUUAUCUCUCUCGUGUUGUCAGUUGACAAAGUGACUCCGGAUCGUGUGAGAGUGCUGCAAAAAUUAAACCAAAUAAAUAUUUCCCCUUUUUUCAUUGACUCCGAAAUUAUUAAAAAAAAAACGUUUAUCUCUAUCUCAUUCUCUCUCUCUCUCUCUCUCUCGAGUGACAAGCGAGAAAAGCAGAGAAAAAAAAUUGAGGGAAAACGUCAUUGAAGAGCGCGGAAAAAUCCCAUUGAGAUCGACUUCUUAUCUAAUUUUCUUUUUUUUUUUUUUGGUGAAAUGUAUCAUAUUGGAUUUUAAGUGUUUUUUUUUUCUUUUGGAGUGAAGAAAAAUAUUUCCCCUUUAAAUGGAGUUUAAAGUGACUUAAUAGAUCAAGUGAAGUUGUGUGUGUGCCUUUUUUGUGAGUUGUAUUGGGAGAGUUAGAGAGAGAGCACAAAUUUUUUGGGGGGAUCAAUUUGUGAAAGAGAAGGAAAAAGAGAAGAAAAAAAAUGGACGAAUCUGGUGUUGAUCUCAAUUACGAUUUUGACUUCGAUUGUAGCGUCUUUGAGGAUGAUACAAGCCUUAGCAUGUUACUUAAACCCAGUGAUUUCUACGAGCUUAAGUCCAAAACUGUUCCUCCUGCCGAUCAAUCGCCAACCUUCAAGACGGCCACUUUGACGUCACGAACAAAUCUACGGCAGCAACUGCAACGGGAACAGCAGCAAGAUCUCGAGAGACGCGAAGCUGAACGUAGAGCAAAUCUUCAGCCACCACCAACAAGUAGUCCAUCCUCUACGUCAUCAUCGGGUCAGGCCACAACAACCUCAACAUCCAGCCUCAAAGUUAGUCUGGCCAAUGUUGAAGUACCGCCUCAGGUGCUCAAAGUUCAGACAGCCUUGGAAAAUCCAACAAGGUACCAUGUCAUCCAGAAGCAGAAAAAUCAAGUACGAAAGUUCCUCAAUGACUCCUUUCACCAUCCAUCAACAUGGACUGAAUGUGGUCAAUCCUUCAAAUAUCAACAUCCGAAGGAAUUCACUGAUUUCACCCAGAGAGCUACCUAUCCUCAACCCGUAGGACUCCCACCACCACCUGGACCUAUUCAUGGUUCUAGGGCAGCUGCCAUUUCUUCCACUGCUAGUCCAGACACAGCCAUCUCACCCAGUAUCAGCUCCGUGGCUACCAGCACGACAUCUGGCGAGGCUGACGAGCUCAUCGAUGAAUUUCUCUACUAUGAUACCCAAUUUAGCCGUGGAAAUCCCUUUAAGGCGGAAAAGGUGCCGGAAACGAGCAUUAAACAGGAGCCACAGCAAUUGACGGAACAGGAAAAGAAGGACCGAAUGAAGAAGGACAAUCACAAUCAAAUUGAACGACGCCGACGAUUUAAUAUAAAUGACAGAAUAAAGGAAUUAGGAUCACUUCUGCCAAAAAAUCCUGAUCCUUUUCAUGAAGUUGUUCGGGAUACGCGUCCCAACAAAGGUACCAUUCUCAAAUCAUCGGUUGAGUACAUAAAAUGCCUUAAGAAUGAAGUGACACGUUUGAGAGCAUCGGAAAUGCGUAGUCAAGAGAUGGAAAAGGUCAAUUCGCGCCUUUUGUCACGGAUUAAGGAACUCGAGCUCCAGAUUAGGCAUAAGCUGAGUGAAAGUGGCGUAGGCGGAGGCGGAGGAGGAGGGUAUCAGGGUAGUUUGAUGCCAUUGCAGGAGGGUUUUGGAAUAACUGCAGCAGCUGCACAUCUUGAGGAUACAGCAAUGCUCCUUGAUGAUGCUGGAAAGCUACCAGAUGUCAGUGAUAUCAGCCUAAGUCAGCUGGAAGAUCUGAUGGAUGAUGAACAUGUUAAUCAUGGUGAUCCAAUGCUAUCGGACAUUUUAUCUGGCCAAACACCGCCAACACGAACCAAAACCAAUCAUUUAAGCAUCAGGCGUCCCUUUCCGGUGCCAUCUGGUAGCUCUGGUAGUACUUGUGGCCUAACUGGAGGUGAUCCAAUGCUCUCAUCCAGUACAGCUCCCAUCGAUCUUGGUUGCAUUGGUGAUCCAAUGCUCUCAUCACAUGGUCUCCUUGGCUCUCCAGACCGAGAUCUCGAUAUGGACCUCAGCGCCUAGCCUGCGCCUAAAACCCCAAUCUUCCUCCGUCUCCCUCCCCCUUUUUCACUGAUCAUCCUCCUCCUUGGCCCAGCGAACUUAACUUUCCCACAAUUAAAAAAAAAAUAAAAUAAAAUAAAACACAAUCACAAAACAAAAACCCAAUCAAAAGUUUUAAAAAAAGAACUAUUUUUAAAAAGAAAACAUUCCAAGCGCUAUACCAAAAAAAGAAAAAAACAAGAAAUUAAAAAAAAGAAGCAAUAAGAAAAAAAAA
Molecule: messenger RNA, 2494 nt
Organism: Phlebotomus papatasi
Lineage: Eukaryota; Metazoa; Arthropoda; Insecta; Diptera; Psychodidae
Product: transcription factor E3-like
Exons: 6
Coding region: 655-2241 (528 amino acids)
Biological process (GO): regulation of transcription by RNA polymerase II
Cellular component (GO): nucleus
Molecular function (GO): RNA polymerase II cis-regulatory region sequence-specific DNA binding; DNA-binding transcription factor activity, RNA polymerase II-specific; protein dimerization activity
Source: RefSeq, a predicted model, not a curated record